AUGAGCUAUACAAAUUCAUCUAUUGGCUCUGGAAGUAGAACUGGUAGAAGGGCAUUUGAGUUUGGGAGGACUUAUGUUGUAAGGCCUAAAGGGAAACACCAGGCUACAAUAGUUUGGCUUCAUGGACUUGGUGAUAAUGGCUCCAGCUGGUCACAACUCUUGGAAAGUCUCCCUCUUCCGAACAUAAAGUGGAUAUGUCCUACUGCUCCUACUCGUCCCGUGGCUUUACUUGGUGGAUUUCCUUGCACUGCAUGGUUUGAUGUGGGUGAGCUUUCAGAAGAUUGUCCAGAUGAUUUUGAAGGUUUAGACUCUUCAGCAGCACAUAUUGCAAACUUACUGUCUACAGAGCCUGCUGAUAUUAAACUUGGUAUUGGAGGCUUCAGUAUGGGAGCUGCCACAGCCCUUUAUUCUGCAACUUGCUUUGCCCAGGGAAAAUAUGGAAAUGGCAACCCUUACACUGUAUGCCUAAGGACAAUUAUUGGUUUAAGUGGGUGGCUUCCUGGUGCUAGAAACAUGAGAAACAAGAUCCAAGGAUCACAUGAGGCUGCAAGACGUGCUGCAUCUCUUCCCAUUUUGCUGUGCCAUGGACUUUGUGAUGAAGUGGUUCCUCAUACACAUGGAGAGAGGUCGAAUCAUGCUCUGAGCUUAGCUGGAUUUCAAAAUCUUGCAUUUAAAUCCUAUGACGGGCUUGGUCAUUAUACUGUGCCUAAAGAGAUGGAUGAGGUCUGUAAUUGGUUAAAUGCAAGACUUGGGCUGUAG
Messenger RNA from Fraxinus pennsylvanica, 759 nucleotides. NCBI's taxonomy places the organism in Eukaryota, Viridiplantae, Streptophyta, Magnoliopsida, Lamiales, Oleaceae. The record is from the annotation of a GenBank genome assembly.